GGUGUCCGAAAGGGGCGCCGACGGGAAGCAGCGGUCGCGGCAGGAGACUGUGCGUCACCAUGGUCACCACCAGUGCCUCGACCUCCACUACUGCCCCGGAAACGUCUAUCCCUCGCUCCUGACUUCCGGUCAGCACAACAUCGGCUUCAACUUCCAGCUCCCAAUCGACGGAUCAAUUCCGCAGACAUUGGAAGCAAAGUUCGGCGGAAUUCGGUAUUUCAUCGAAAGUCACGUGAAAAAGACGGAAUUCUUCGCUUUCGACGAAAAGACCAAAAUUGGAAUCAAAAUCAUUUCCAAUCCUUUGAUUUCCGCGCAAGAAAUCGCCUUACCGGUGAUCGCGAGCACCAACAAGACGGUGGGCGUGUUCGGGGGCGCGCCCCUCUCGUUGAGGGCGGAGUGCGCGCGCACAGCGCAUCCAAUCGGGCGCGCGAUGGCGAUCACGUGUUUCGUGGACAACCGGAGCAAGAAGGCGAUGACGUUGAACGCGACGCUCAAAGAGGAAACGCUGUUCUUCGCGUCGGGCGCGCAGAAGAAGACGGAGGAGAAGAUCGCGCG
Messenger RNA from Medioppia subpectinata, 555 nucleotides. NCBI's taxonomy places the organism in Eukaryota, Metazoa, Arthropoda, Arachnida, Sarcoptiformes, Oppiidae. The record is from the annotation of a GenBank genome assembly.